Messenger RNA from Gamsiella multidivaricata, 1348 nucleotides. RefSeq names its product transcription initiation factor IID, 18kD subunit-domain-containing protein. Gene Ontology annotation, molecular function: transcription coregulator activity; protein heterodimerization activity. The record is from RefSeq and is a predicted model, not a curated record. NCBI's taxonomy places the organism in Eukaryota, Fungi, Mortierellomycota, Mortierellomycetes, Mortierellales, Mortierellaceae. The coding region runs from base 443 to 1348 and encodes 301 amino acids. Gene Ontology annotation, cellular component: SAGA complex. Gene Ontology annotation, biological process: transcription by RNA polymerase II. The transcript has 5 exons.
AACACACUUUACUUCUAUCAAGUUUAUAUUCCUAUUGGCGGACUAUCUGGGAUAUACCAACACAACACAGCCUUGUUUCAUUGAUACAUGAUGUCGGCCAAAAUCAAUAUUUAUCAAAUAUGAGGAGCCAUCAAAUAUCAUUGUUUCACCGCCAAGAAGCUCGCCCAUCACUCCACUCAUCGCUCGAACGACCUCAAGGAUCACGUUCAGGACCAAUGGCUGUAUGGAUGGGACGGAACGAUUUCGGACGCUCGACUCUAUGUCUGUCGUCUUGGCAAAUGCCAAAAGGGUUUUCGCUUUGGAGCGUGCUAUGUUGACGAUCCUCUUCUUUUUUUUCCCCGCUUCUCGCAACGAUGCACACCAUCAACCCCAAACAUAGGACAAGGAAAAGGAAAAAGAAAGGGAGAAGUCGCGGUACCGCUAUCAGAGCGAGAUCCAGCAGAUGAUGUUCGUCUUUGGUGAGGUCUCGGAUGCGAUCCAGGAGACCACCAUGCUCGUCGAGGACAUUGUCCGCUCACAAGUUAUCGAAAUCAUCUGUCUAGCAGCGCAGCAGGCCCGCAAACGUUGCUCCCGGUUCAUGUCUGCCGAGGAUCUGAUUUUCCUCAUCCGCCAUGAUCGUCCCAAGGUCAACCGCCUUCGUACCUAUCUCUCCUGGAAGGAUGUGCGCAAGAACGUCAAGGACUCGUCUGAUGGAGCCGGCGGCCCAGGAGCCGAUGAUGUGGUCGGGAUCGAGGACGCGGCAGCAGACGGGAAGGCACCGGGAUCGAAGGCAAGGCGAAUGCGGGUCAAAUUGAGCUGGGAGCUGUUGAACGGGUUCUCAGAGGCGAUGGUCGGGAUUGGAGAGGAUGACGAUGACGAUGAUGAUGACGAGGAUGCCUAUCUGGAUUCAAUGCAACGUUUGCGGGAUGCUGACAGGAUCACGUUUGCAAUGACGAGGGAAGAAUAUGAGCACUAUAGCGAAUGUCGACAGGCAUCAUUUACAUACAGGAAAGCGAAGCGUUUCCGAGAAUGGGCCAACAUGUCCUCGUACAUUGAUAUGCGACCCAACGACGACAUUAUCGAUAUCCUUGGAUUCCUGACGUUCGAAAUGGUCACGACCCUCACAGAGACCGCACUCAAGGUCAAGAAGGAAGAGGACGAGAAACAAAGGCUACAUCGUGAAGCAGUCGCAAGGUCCAAGAACCAAGGCAAAGGAGACGAUGGCGGAUUGUUCUCACUACCACCAAGCGAACAGAGUCCGCUGCAGCCUCGACAUAUCCGAGAGGCCUUCCGACGACUACAAAGAGCACCGCUUCCGAUCAAGAAUUAUCAGGGAGGAUUGGCGCGGACAAAAGUGUCCUUGAUCUGA